UGUUACACAUCUCUAUAUUUCGGUGGUUGAAUUAUUUGCAAUUUUCAUUCAACCGCGCCAAACGCUGCGCAUUCCGCCACUUUCUGGGAAUUGACACGAAGCCAAGCUACAUUUUUGUUGUUACGCUAUUGAAAUGAGCGACUUGAGUGCCACAGCUGGUGUCCCCGAUGGCGAGGAGGCCAAUCCGCUGGAGCAGUCGACCAUAACGAUGCUGGAUGUCCUUGAGCAGGAGAAGGAAUUGGAGGAUGAAUAUGCCGCCGUGCUGGGCGCCUCCGACGAGAAGUCUUGCACGUAUGCCAAGGGCGCCAUUGGACGCCAGGCCCUGUACUCCUGCCUCACCUGUUGCCCCGAGGCUCGCGAGGAUCUGGCCAAGGCCGCUGGGAUCUGUUUGGCCUGCUCCUAUCGCUGCCACGAGCACCACGAACUGGUCGAGCUCUAUACCAAGCGGAACUUCCGUUGCGAUUGCCCCACCCAGCGGUUGGGCAAAUGCUCUCUGAAUCCACAAGUCGAGGGAGUUCAGCCACGCAACGAGGGCAAUCUGUAUAACCAAAACUUCCAGGGGCUGUACUGCAAGUGCAAGCGUCCCUAUCCCGAUCCCGAUCGCACUGUCGAGGAGGUAAUGCUGCAGUGUGCCAUCUGCGAGGAUUGGUACCACUUGCCGCACAUGAAGGCACCCGGUUCCAGCGAGAAGUGGCUAGAUGUCUGUAGCGAAAUGAUCUGCGAUGGCUGCAUGGACGCCAAACCCUUCCUAAAGGACUACACUGGACUAGCUCUCCAGCCUGUGGUGGAGGACAAGCCAGAGGUCGAGGAUAGCCAGCUGAAGAACGAGUUGGACCGCAGCAUCUGCGACAUCAUUAAGGUUCCUGAAAACGAAUCUCAAGCUGAAGAGGACGAGCCCAGCCAGAAGCGCCCCAAAUUAGAGGAGUGUCGUCGUCCAAAUCUUACCAAGGAACACCAGGGAGCCGCUUUCUGGACUAAUGACUGGCGCAAAUCGCUUUGCCAGUGCUCCGAAUGCCUGCCGCUGUACAAGGAACUAGGCGUGGAGUUUCUGCUGGACGCGGAGGACUCGGCUAAGACGUACGAGGAGCGCGGCAUGAAGCGAGCGGAGGAGAAUUCCAGCUAUGAGCAAGGCAUUCGGGCACUGGCCUCAAUUGACCGCACACAGCAAAUCGAUGCGAUUACCGAGUACAAUCGCAUGAAGGACAAGCUGAAGGAAUACCUGCAGGCAUUCGCCGCCAGCAAGAAGGUGGUCACCGAGGAGGACAUUAAUCGGUUCUUCGCCGGCAUGCGCAAUGAGAAUAAUGCCAACCUGGGUCAGCCCUACUUUUGUCGCUAAAAAGUUAGCUCUCUGAAUUAUUAUACUACAGGUCCUAAAUCAUUAUAGUAUUACCCACAUUCCCCCCAUUGAAAACGCGUACAUACUUCAUGUAAAUUCUUAAGUUAUAUUUCAUUAUAAACAAUUAUCAUUUUAAAAA
This is a messenger RNA of Drosophila subpulchrella, 1475 nucleotides long. Its product is annotated as putative E3 ubiquitin-protein ligase UBR7. Gene Ontology annotation, cellular component: cytoplasm. The record is from RefSeq and is a predicted model, not a curated record. Gene Ontology annotation, molecular function: ubiquitin protein ligase activity; zinc ion binding. The transcript has 2 exons. Lineage: Eukaryota; Metazoa; Arthropoda; Insecta; Diptera; Drosophilidae. The coding region runs from base 134 to 1336 and encodes 400 amino acids.